AUGAGCUCGUGUGAGCAAGCCGAAGAAAACAUCAGUGAUAGUGAGGUGGCCCAUUAUUACAAACCAGCCCAACAUCCUGCUAAGGAACUUUUUGGGUUGGCAGCUCUACUUUAUGAAGGUGGCAGAAGAAAUGAUGGGUUGAAAGCAGCAGAUAUUGUUCCUAUUCUCAGAGAAAGAGUUGCAUACCUUUCAGGUGGCCGGGAUAAACGAGGAGGCCCUAUUCUUACAUUCCCUUCACAUACACAUCCUGAAAGGUUAAAAUAUGAGGACCUGCGAAGAUUGAUGACUUAUCUUGCCAGUGUACCAAGUGAUGAUGUGCGUGAUAGAGGAUUUACUAUUAUUCUUGACAUGAGGGGCUCCACAUGGCAAACAGUAAAACCAAUACUGAAAGCUUUGCAGGAUUGCUUUCCUGGUAAUAUCCACAUGGCAAUUAUUAUAAAACCUGAAAAGUUUUGGGAGAAACAAAGGACUAGUUUAGGGAGUGCUAAAUAUAAUUUUGAAACUAAUAUGCUAUCUGUUGAUAACCUUGUAAAAUUCAUCGAAUCAUCUCAGCUGACAAGAGAAUUUGAUGGUACUCUUGACUACGACCAUGAACAAUGGAUUCAGCUCCGACUGAUGCUGGAAGAAUUUAUCUGGAAAGCCUUAGACCUUCUAGAUAAACUCGAUGAGUUGGCGGAAAUCCUAACAUGUCCGGAGUUACCUGAUGAUUUGAGUGGUGCCCAAAUCCAGUUGGAGCACCAUAACCAGCUGAAGAAGAGAGUAACCAAAGCGCCAGUUGAACAAUUGACAAUGGAAGGACAUCACAUACUCAAAAGAAUCACUGGGGAAGAUGAUACAUUAUCUGGUUCUGGCCGUAAACUUUUUGUGGUCUCUGGAAAUGCAGAUUUUCAGAGUGCUGUGCCCCAAAUCUCCCAUCUUCUGGACAAUCUCCAGUCGAAUAAGCAGUACCUAAACCAGUUGUGGCUUAGCAAGAAAGUUCGUCUUGAACAGUGUCUACAGCUGCGAGUAUUUGAAAGUGAUGCCGAAAAGAUGUUUGAAUGGAUUUCCCACAAUCGUGAUAUGUUUCUAAUUAACUAUACGGAAAUCGGUCCGACUCAUCAAAUGGCAUUAGAUUUGGAUCAAGAACACAGCCAGUUUGCUGCCAGUGCUAUGGACAUGUACAUGAACAUUAACCGCAUCUUAAGUGUUGCUCAGCGGCUGUGUGAUACUGGUCAUUAUGGUGCCAAUGAAAUUCGCCAACAGGCCAGUAAACUGGAGCGUGACUGGAAAACUUUAGCAGCAGCAGUUGAUGAUCGUAGUACUGUCCUUAGUAUGUCAGUGAUUUUUCAUAAGCGAGCAGAACAGUAUCUUGCCCAAGUAAAUGACUGGAGACUAGCCUGUGAGAGUCCCCAGAUUCCAUCAUCCAUCAAAGAACUGGAGGAAGCAUUACAACAACAUCAAACACUUAUUGAAACCAUCAGUCAAGCAUAUGCUGAAGUAUGUGCUGAUGGCAAGGCUUUGUUGGAUACUUUACAAACUCCAGUCACAUCAAGCAGCAACAAUUCUAUUACAGCAAAAGCAGAUUAUUCUGAAGCUGCUGGACAUGUUCUGGAUGUUAUUCAUGAUGUUCUUGCUCAUCAACGGCGUCUGGAACACUUAUGGCAUAAUAAAAAAGUAAAGUUACAUCAGCGACUUGGGCUGAGACUGUUUCAGCAAGAUGUCAAACAGGUGAUUGAUUGGCUUGACAAUCAUGGAGAUGUUUUUCUUAGAAAGAAUACAUCUAUUGGAAAAACAUUACAAAGAGCCAAAGCUUUGCAAAAGAGCCAUGAACAUUUUGAAUCGGUUGGCCAGAAUACCAUUACAAAUGCUGACAAGCUAUUAGCAGCUGCUGAUGAAUUGGCCCAAACUGGUGAAUGCGAUCCGAAAGAGAUCUAUAGUGAAGCACAAGAACUUGAAGAACGUAUGCAUGACUUUAUCACAGCUUUGGAGAGGAGGAGGGCUAUCCUGGAUAUGACAGUCUCAUUCUAUACACAUGUUCAUGAGUUAACAUCGUGGCUUGAAGAAUUGCAACAAGAAUUACAAAGCUCUGAUAUUGCAGACUCAGUAGAAGGAGCUGAGCAUUUAGUUGCUCAGUUCAAUGAACAAAGGGAGACAACCAUUGAGGCAGCUAUAAGUACGGUCAGUGAAGGCGAAAGCUUGCUGGAACAAAUAAGACUUCAGCGGCUUGUUGGCUGCAGCCAAUGUUGUCAUUUGCGCCACCAGCGAAUUGAUGUCUCCUCCACCAUGCACAAAGGUGGCUUUGGGAUGGAUCCAGAAAAAGUCAGCCAAAAUUCGGAUUAUUCCCAUAUAGAAGGUGAGUUUUGUUUUAUUUUUGUCUUCUUUUUGUUGUCAAAAUUUUGUUUCUAUUAA
This is a messenger RNA of Acanthosepion pharaonis, 2388 nucleotides long. NCBI's taxonomy places the organism in Eukaryota, Metazoa, Mollusca, Cephalopoda, Sepiida, Sepiidae. The record is from the annotation of a GenBank genome assembly.